This is a messenger RNA of Haliotis rubra (blacklip abalone), 1528 nucleotides long. Its product is annotated as protein kinase C-binding protein NELL2-like. The coding region runs from base 80 to 1084 and encodes 334 amino acids. The record is from RefSeq and is a predicted model, not a curated record. Gene Ontology annotation, molecular function: calcium ion binding; protein binding. Lineage: Eukaryota; Metazoa; Mollusca; Gastropoda; Lepetellida; Haliotidae. The transcript is spliced from 9 exons.
AGUAGUCCCGUCAACAGGUGAGUUUAACGUGUGUCUGGAAGGCACCCACCACUGUCACCCAAAAGCUGUCUGCACAGAGAUGAAAGGUACCUAUCGAUGUGACUGUUUCGACGGAUAUGUUGGCGAUGGAUUCACUAAAUGUGAACCAUUUUGUCAUGGCCGAUGCCUCAAUGGAGGAAAGUGUUUGGCGCCAAAUGUCUGUGAGUGUCGCCAUGGCUACAUAGGUCCCAACUGUGAACUUGACAUUGACGAGUGUGCCCUGGGUAUAUCGUCCUGUCGUGGACACUCCGUCUGUAUUAACCAGCCGGGAUGGUACCAGUGUGACUGUCUUGAAGGUUUCCAUAGCAACUGGCCAGACAACCAUUAUGGCAGCCUCUGUCUAGAUAUUAAUGAAUGUGCGGGAGAAGGAAAUGGCCACACAUGUCAUCCCACAAUGCAUUGCAUCAAUGAGGAAGGGUCGUAUCAGUGUGGAUGUAUCAACAACAGCACGUGUCUGAAAAACUGCUUGUUCGAGGGCCAGGAGCACAAGAAUGGUGACACGUGGCUCUCCACAGUGGACAAGUGUCUUUCUUGUACCUGUCAGUCUGGAGUAACCACCUGCCACAAGAAGGAUUGUGAGUGCUCUGACCCUGAGGUGGACAAUGACUGCUGUCCAUUUUGUAACCUAACUGCCCAGUGCCCCCACCAAGAGUUCUCCUUCUUCAUGCAGAAUGGGGAGAGGUGGACCUUCCAGUGUCAAACCUGCGAGUGUCUGCAAGGAGAGGUAGAUUGCUGGCCUCUGGAAUGCCCUGAGGAUCGGUGUCACAACAUGGUGCAGGAGAAGGGAGACUGUUGCCCACGCUGCAUCGAUGACAACCCCUGCAUCAACCCUAACCUUGGUCUGGGAGGACAGGACCACUCCACAGCAAAGUGCAUGUAUCUGAAUCAUCAGUUCGGACACGGAGACUCCUGGGUGCUGGAGAGUGACAAGUGUACAUCCUGCGAAUGCAAGGCUGGUCACAUCUGUUGUUCCUUCAACCAAACCUGCUAUGCUGAAGCUGGUCUACCUACUGCCGCCCCCGAAGACCAGAUCUCCCUGGGAUAGUAUCAUCCAGCUGAAGCUGACCUGGACCAGAUCAAACCAGAUCAUCCCAUUUGGACCAGAUCAGACUGGUCAACUGUGCUAUGACCAGAUAAGACUUGAUUAAUCUGGAGUGAUCCACAUUGGACCAGAUAAUCACUUUGCUAAGAUCAGAUAAAUAUCUGGUAUGACUAUAGAUAUUGUUUUAUUUUGUUUCCUGUUGACUGACUGAAAUAUGUUUUGCACUUUGAAUUUUGACAGUUGUAAUGUUGUUUAAAAUGUACCUCAGACUCUGCAUCAGCUUGAUCUGCUCUUCCCUGUAGAACAUUUAUACAGAACAUUCAGCUGCUCAUACCUGUCUGGGAUCAGACAUGAGGAGCAGGAUGUCAGGUUUUGAAAACUCAUGAGAUGUGACAUCUGGUCGGGCUACAACGGGGACAAAAGACUACAUAGAAGAAUUGUAUCUUU